Messenger RNA from Pistacia vera, 1458 nucleotides. Its product is annotated as 7-deoxyloganetin glucosyltransferase-like. Bases 7 to 1458 code for a protein of 483 amino acids. Gene Ontology annotation, molecular function: UDP-glycosyltransferase activity. The record is from RefSeq and is a predicted model, not a curated record. The transcript is spliced from 2 exons. Lineage: Eukaryota; Viridiplantae; Streptophyta; Magnoliopsida; Sapindales; Anacardiaceae.
UCUGCGAUGCUUUCAGAAACUAAUCGCCCUCAUGCAGUUUGUGUUCCAUUCCCAACUCAAGGCCACAUACAUCCCAUGUUAAAACUAGCUAAAUUUCUUCACCACAAAGGCUUCCAUGUCACUUUUGUAAACACAGAGUUCAAUCAUAGACGGCUGUUAAGGUCCCAAGGCCCUGAAUCUCUCAAUGGUACCUCAAGUUUCCGUUUUAAAACUAUUCCCGAUGGUCUCCCUCCAUCUGAUGCUGACGCCACGCAAGACGUUCCCUCUAUAUGCCACUCAACCAGGAAAACCUGCUUAGCUCCCUUUAAAGAUCUUCUCGUGGAACUCAACAGCACGUCUUUGUCAAAUGUUCCUCCAGUCACUUGCAUAGUAUCUGAUCUUGUUAUGAGUUUCACUCUUGAGGUUGCUAAAGAGCUGCAUAUUCCUAACGUUCUUUUUUGGACAGCAAGCGCUUCUGGCUUCAUGGGUUACGUGAAUUACCGAAAUUUAAUAGAAAAGGGUAUAUUUCCUCUCAAAGAUAUGAGUUAUUUAACAAAUGGAUUUAUGGAUACUGUUCUUGAUUGGAUACCUGGUAUGGAAGGUAUAAGAUUGAAGGAUAUGCCAAGCUUUAUCAGAACUACUGAUGCGAAUGAUAUUAUGGUCGAUUUUGCCCUGGGAGAAGUUGAGAAUGCACGUAAUGCAACUGCACUCAUUUUCAAUACUUUUGAUGAUUUAGAAGGUGAGAUUUUGGAAGCAACUUCUCCAACUUAUCCUCCUAUCUACAGUAUUGGUCCUCUUCAGCUCCUCCUGAAUCAGGUUCCACUUGAUAAUGCUCUGAGUCUCGUAGGAUCAAACUUAUGGAAAGAACAACCCGGGUGUUUGGAGUGGCUUGAUUCAAAGGAACCAAACUCUGUUGUUCUUGUUAACUUUGGGAGUGUAACUGUCAUAACAGACUAUCAACUUGUCAAAUUUUCUUGGGGUCUUGCGAAUAGUAAACAAAGCUUUUUGUGGGUAAUUAGGCCUGAUCUAGUCAUCGGUGAAUCAGCCAUUCUUCCUCCAGAGUUUAUGACAGAAACAAAAGAAAGGAGUCUCCUGGCAAAUUGGUGUCGCCAAGAGGAAGUUCUAAGUCAUUCAGCGAUUGGAGGGUUUCUAACCCACAGUGGUUGGAAUUCUACAAUGGAAAGCUUGUGUGGUGGUGUGCCUAUGAUAUGUUGGCCAUUUUUCGCAGAGCAACAGACCAACUGUUGGAUGUGUGACACUCAAUGGGGUGUCGGCAUGGAAAUAAACUCUGAUGUUGGCAGAGUUGAAAUUGAGAGACUUGUGAGAGAAUUGAUGAAUGGAGAUAAGGGCAAAGAAAUGAAGAAAAAGGCUAUGGAGUGGAAAUUAUUGGCAUUAAAAGCAAUUACUUCUCCCAAUGGUUCCUCUUACUUGAUUAUGGAGAAAAUGAUAAAUCAGGUUCUUCUCAAUGUACAUCAAUAA